AUGUCUGAACCCAUCCCAGAGUCAAUACCCACAUCCGCCGACUCGCGCUCUCAGCGCCCAACGAAGAAGCGCGCCCUCACUCCCCGCUCAGCGCAAGCCUCACAGGUUGAGGCCCUCUUCGCAAAACCCGACCGCGACAUUCACAUCCCAGGCUCCAGCGCACUAGCCAAAUCCUCUCUACCCCCAGAAAUUGUUGCCAAUGUACAAGGAUCCAGUGCAGGUGCGGGAAGUGGCGAAUUUCACGUCUACAAGGCGAGUCGGAGGCGCGAGUAUGAGAGGCUGAGGAUGAUGGACGAAGAGGUGAAAAAGGAGGAGGACGAGAAAGAGUUUGCGAAGCGGAAAGAAGAGUUGGAGAAGAAAGACAAAGAGAAGACAGAGAAGAACCGACUGAAGAGAGAGAAGGCGCGACAGAGGAAAGAGAAAGCUAAGAAGGGUGGAAAGGGCGUCACGGGCAGCGACAGGGAUGGGACACCAGUCGCGGAAGAUGGCAAGACGAAGAAGAAGUUGGCGCCGAAUGCGAACGCGCCCAAGGCUAGUACUGACGAGGACGCGGACACAAACAACGAAGGUGGAGAGGUCAAGAAUGCGGAAGAAAUUGGGUUAGUCAUAGAAGACGACGAUUGA
Messenger RNA from Alternaria atra, 624 nucleotides. RefSeq lists its product as uncharacterized. The record is from RefSeq and is a predicted model, not a curated record. NCBI's taxonomy places the organism in Eukaryota, Fungi, Ascomycota, Dothideomycetes, Pleosporales, Pleosporaceae. The transcript has a single exon. Bases 1 to 624 code for a protein of 207 amino acids. Gene Ontology annotation, molecular function: protein kinase binding; double-stranded RNA binding; protein kinase inhibitor activity. Gene Ontology annotation, biological process: negative regulation of protein kinase activity. Gene Ontology annotation, cellular component: nucleolus.